CACAGUGACGUCGGGGGCGAAAGAAAGCCGGGUACUCCGCCGAAACCGUGUGGCGGCGUUGUGGAGUUCUGCUCUCCGCGGCGUACUGGAUAAAAUCCUUGCUCUGAGUACUUUUACCUGUACUGUCUAUCGACUUUAUCGUUAAAAAUAACGUCUGGUGUUAAAUAAGUAGGUUGGGGGUCGCGUAGAGAUAUAUAUACACACACAUAUACAUACACCUAUUUGGAAGAGACGAAAGGAGGAAGACGAAAUAGCUGACAAUGUCGGAUACUGAGAACAACCUGCCAGAGCAGCCGGAGCCGCGGGUAGAGCAGAACGAGCCUGAGGGAGAAGAAGAGGAAGGGGAUGAAGAGCCUGGAAAGAGUUACGGUGAGGAGUUUUUUCCUUCCGGACAAGAGACCAAAAGUCUUCCAGGCUAUGAAGAGAAAAUGCAAACAGAUCGGACCAACAGAUUUGAGUACCUGCUGAAGCAGACGGAAGUGUUUGCUCACUUCAUUCAGCCUGCGGCCCAGAAAACUCCAACCUCCCCUUUGAAGAUGAAACCAGGUCGUCCACGGAUCAAGAAGGAUGAGAAACAGAACCUCCUGUCGGCGGGAGACAACCGUCAUCGUCGCACGGAGCAGGAAGAGGAUGAGGAGCUCCUGAAUGAGAACAGCAAGGUCACCAACAUCUGCACCCGUUUUGACGAAUCCCCCUCCUAUGUAAAAUCUGGGAAACUGAGGGACUACCAGGUCCGUGGGUUAAACUGGCUGAUUUCCCUCUACGAGAAUGGAAUUAACGGGAUCCUUGCUGAUGAAAUGGGUUUGGGUAAGACUCUGCAGACCAUCUCCCUGCUCGGUUACAUGAAGCAUUACCGGAACAUUCCAGGGCCCCACAUGGUGCUGGUCCCUAAAUCCACGCUGUGCAACUGGAUGAAUGAGUUCAAGCGCUGGGUGCCGUCCCUCCGUGCCGUCUGCCUCAUUGGUGGCAGGGAAGAAAGGACUGCAUUCAUACGAGACGUGCUCCUGCCGGGAGAGUGGGACGUGUGCGUGACCUCCUACGAGAUGCUGAUCAGGGAGAAGGCGGUGUUCAAAAGGUUUAACUGGAGGUACCUGGUCAUUGACGAGGCUCACAGGAUCAAGAAUGAGAAGUCAAAGCUCUCGGAGAUUGUGAGAGAAUUUAAGACGACCAAUCGGCUGCUGCUGACUGGAACCCCACUGCAGAACAACUUGCAUGAACUCUGGGCUCUGCUCAACUUCCUCCUUCCAGAUGUGUUCAACUCCUCGGAAGAUUUUGAUUCUUGGUUUGACACUAAUAACUGCCUUGGAGACCAGAAACUAGUGGAACGUUUGCAUAUCGUUCUGCGCCCCUUCCUGCUUCGACGUAUCAAAGCUGAUGUGGAGAAGACCCUCUUGCCAAAAAAAGAGGUGAAGAUGUAUGUGGGCCUCAGUAAAAUGCAGCGGGAGUGGUACACCAAGAUUCUGAUGAAAGACAUUGACAUUUUGAACUCCGCUGGCAAGAUGGACAAGAUGCGGCUCCUCAACAUCCUGAUGCAGCUUCGCAAGUGCUGCAACCACUCGUAUUUGUUUGACGGAGCUGAGCCUGGCCCUCCCUACACCACAGACCUGCACCUAGUCGUCAACAGUGGCAAGAUGGCUGUGCUUGACAAACUGUUGCCCAAGCUGAAGGAGCAAGGGUCCCGAGUGCUGAUCUUUAGCCAGAUGACCAGGAUGCUGGACAUCCUGGAGGACUACUGCAUGUGGAGAAACUAUGGCUAUUGCCGCCUUGACGGGCAGACUGCUCACGAGGAGAGAGAGAGCUCCAUCAACACCUUCAAUGAACCCAACAGUCCAAAAUUCCUCUUCAUGUUGAGCACACGCGCUGGGGGCCUCGGUAUCAACCUAGCCACCGCCGAUGUGGUCAUCAUUUACGACUCGGACUGGAAUCCCCAAGUAGAUCUCCAGGCGAUGGACCGAGCACACAGGAUUGGUCAGAAGAAGCAGGUCCGGGUAUUCCGCUUCAUCACAGAGAACACCGUGGAGGAGAGGAUUGUAGAAAGGGCAGAGAUGAAGCUUCGUCUGGACUCAAUAGUCAUUCAGCAAGGCCGGCUAGUGGACCAGAACCUGAACAAGCUAGGCAAGGAUGAGAUGCUGUCUAUAAUUCGCCAUGGAGCCACACACGUGUUCGCGUCCAAGGAGAGCGAGAUCACAGACGAGGACAUUGAUGCGAUACUGGAGAGAGGGGAGAAGAAGACCAUGGAGAUGAAACAGAAGCUGUCCACAAUGGGUGAAAACUCUCUGAGGAACUUUACCAUGGACACAGACAACAGUGUGUACAACUUUGAAGGGGAGGACUACAGAGAGAAGAAGAAGGUCAUCACCAACUGGAUUGAGCCCCCAAAGAGAGAACGCAAAGCCAAUUAUGCGGUAGAUGCGUACUUCAGGGAGGCUUUGCGUGUUAGUGAGCCCAAGGUUCCGAAGGCCCCUCGUCCUCCAAAACAGCCCAAUGUUCAAGACUUCCAGUUCUUCCCACCUCGUCUUUUUGAGCUGCUGGAGAAGGAGAUCUUGUUCUACAGAAAAACCAUUGGCUACAAGGUCCCCCGAAACCCUGACUUGCCCAAUUCAGCACAGGUCCAGAAGGAAGAACAGAGCAAGAUUGAUGAAGCAGAACCGUUGACUGAGGAGGAGCUGGAGGAGAAGGAGGGUCUCCUGUCACAGGGUUUUACUAUUUGGAACAAACGAGAUUUCAAUCAGUUCAUCAAAGCUAAUGAGAAGUGGGGCCGUGAUGAUAUUGAAAACAUCGCUCGUGAGGUGGAGGGAAAAACCCCAGAAGAGGUCAUGGAAUAUUCCGCUGUUUUUUGGGAGAGGUGCAAUGAGCUGCAGGACAUUGAGAAGAUCAUGGCCCAGAUUGAGCGUGGAGAGGCCCGGAUUCAGAGAAGGAUAAGCAUUAAAAAAGCUCUGGAUUCUAAGAUUGGGCGCUACAAGGCACCCUUCCACCAGCUGAGGAUAUCCUACGGCACCAACAAGGGCAAGAACUACACAGAGGAGGAGGACCGCUUCCUCAUCUGCAUGCUGCACAAGCUGGGCUUCGACAAGGAGAGCGUCUACGACGAGCUCAGGCAGUGCAUCCGCAACUCCCCCCAGUUCCGCUUCGAUUGGUUCCUCAAGUCAAGGACUGCCAUGGAGCUUCAGAGGCGAUGCAAUACUUUGAUUACGCUGAUAGAGCGAGAGAACAUGGAGCUGGAGGAGAGGGAGAAAGCAGAGAAGAAAAAGCGAGGACCUCGGACAUCCUCAGCCCAGAAGCGGAAGGCAGAAGGUGCCCCGGACGGCCGGGGGCGGCGGAAGAAGCUGAAGAUAUGAAGCGAUUCCUGGCACGACUCGGCCAGUCUCUAGCUUUUAGGGACGAUAGUGCUGUGUUUGUUUUACGGGUUGUGAUUAUGUACUGUACAAACCCCAGCUUCAGUUGACGUACUGGAACAAGUAGUACAUGUCUUAUGGUGACUUCCGAAAUACUGCACGAGUGCAGAAACUAUUUUUUUGAAACCCCCUUUUCUAACAUUAAUGGAUAUUGUGCUACUUUUUAAAAUGCGUUUUAUUUAUACCUUUGGUGAACUACUGCAUUCCAUUGCUUUUAAACACCCCCGCCCCCCCCCCCCCAAGAUGCCGUGUUUACCUCUAUAAUUGGAGUAGAAAAUGUACACAUAAAAUAGGGCUUCAAUUUUUGUAAAUCUGUUGAAAUUUGAGAUCUGCCCCAAAAAUGGGUGUUUACCCAUAGCUAGAGACAUUAGUCUAUGUUUAUAUAUAAGUGGAUUCACUGUUACUAGGUGAAGAUUGACCAUUACUGAUGUUUGGCUGGAAAAAAAAAAGUGUGUAAAACUGAAAAUCAUCCAUUGUUAAUACCCGCUCAGGUGUUGACUAUUAAAAAUGAAAAUCACCUUCCUCAA
Molecule: messenger RNA, 3922 nt
Organism: Paramormyrops kingsleyae
Lineage: Eukaryota; Metazoa; Chordata; Actinopteri; Osteoglossiformes; Mormyridae
Gene: smarca5
Product: SNF2 related chromatin remodeling ATPase 5
Biological process (GO): nucleosome organization
Cellular component (GO): chromatin; nucleus
Molecular function (GO): ATP binding; nucleosome binding; ATP-dependent chromatin remodeler activity
Source: RefSeq, a predicted model, not a curated record